Zychaea mexicana is the source of this 750-nucleotide messenger RNA. RefSeq lists its product as uncharacterized. The coding region runs from base 1 to 750 and encodes 249 amino acids. Gene Ontology annotation, biological process: ketone body biosynthetic process; L-leucine catabolic process. The transcript has 3 exons. Lineage: Eukaryota; Fungi; Mucoromycota; Mucoromycetes; Mucorales; Lichtheimiaceae. The record is from RefSeq and is a predicted model, not a curated record. Gene Ontology annotation, molecular function: hydroxymethylglutaryl-CoA lyase activity.
AUGGGCGAUAACCGUGAAGUAUUUACGACGAUUAAAAAGAAGCCUGGUGUUGGAUAUCCGGUCUUGACACCUAAUAUCCGUGGUGUAGAUAAUGCAUCUGCAGCCGGUGCAUCUGAGGUGGCCAUGUUUGCAGCAGUCACUGAAACAUUCAACCGAAAGAACACAAACUGCUCGACCGAAGAAGCUAUGGAUCGCAUGGUGGACGUGACUAAGGCUGCACUUGACAAAGGCCUCAAAGUUCGAGGUUACGUCUCAUGUGUCCUGGGAUGCCCAUAUGAAGGCGUAGUAUCACCUAUUGCCGUUGCACAGAUGGCAAAGAAAAUGUACGAUGCCGGUUGCUAUGAGAUCAGUCUAGGCGAUACGAUUGGUGUCGGGACUGCCGGCUCAAUGGGGCGGAUGCUGGAUGAAGUGCUCAAGGUGGUUCCAGCCGACGCCUUGGCUGUCCAUUGUCAUGACACAUACGGUCAAGCGCUGGCCAACAUUUUGAAGGCACUCGAGUACGGUGUUCGAGUUGUAGAUAGCUCAGUAGCAGGUCUCGGUGGUUGUCCUUAUGCGCCUGGUGCCAAAGGCAACGUAGCCACAGAGGAUGUGGUAUACAUGCUCCACGGCAUGGGCUUUGAGACCGGUGUCAGCCUGGAUUCUCUUGUUGAAACGGGACGGUGGAUCUCUGAGCAACUGGGUCGCGAGACCAACUCUCGCGCUGGAGCGGCAUUGAUGACCGUCAAAGCACGUCGUCAAAGCAAAAUUUAA